Molecule: messenger RNA, 1025 nt
Organism: Paramecium sonneborni
Lineage: Eukaryota; Ciliophora; Oligohymenophorea; Peniculida; Parameciidae
Source: the annotation of a GenBank genome assembly
AUGAUUACUAACACUAGAGAACAUAAAAUUAUAAAUGGUUUUACUAGACCAAAACACCCUUUCUAAGUGUUUACUUUGAUAUUUUUCAUUCAGUUAUUAUGUUGUGUCUCCAUUGCAAUAAUUCCAAUUACUAAUUUAAUAGUAUAAGUAAGAAAAUUUGUUAACCAGAUUAUUUUAGCAUCUUUAUUCUACUUUUUGGCCUUUAUGAUAUUUAUCUAUGCUUUUAAAACAUCCUACAUAGAUCCAACAGAUGAUCUUAUUAUCUAGUAAAGAAAUGGUCUUAAUAAGUAUCUAUUGUUCAUUUAAAUUUAGUGGAUAAGAAUAAGAGCUCUAUGAUUAUUUUUGUUAAUAUUGUGAUAGUUAUGUUAGUGGUACAACUAAACAUUGUAAGGUUUGUGAAAGGUAAAUAUUUAUAAAAUACAGAUGCGUAUCAGACUUUGAUCAUCAUUGCAAAUGGUUAAAUAAUUGUGUUGGCAAAAAAAAUUAUAAAGAAUUCUUCAAAUUAUUAGUUUUUGUUUCUCUAUUUGGAGUUAUCUUUAUUAUUUUUGCUGUUUUCUCCUAUUUUUUUGAAUCUCCCAAAAUGAUGAUAUGGAUUUGGAUAAAUCUUGGCCUUGUUAGUCUCUUAUUUAUGCUCAAUUUUAAUUUAAUGAUUUUUCAUUUCUGGUUAAAAUUUAAAGGAAUUACAACAUAUGCAUGGAUUAUGUAAAAUAGAUAAUAAAGAUUUUAAUAACAAGUUUAAAUAGAAACUCCUCAAAGAUUUUGGUAAUAUUUCUAAUUAUAUUAUAAUUAGUUGUAGUUCAAAAAAAACUAAAAGAGCUUAAGUAAAUCCAAGAUUAGAUUAAGAAGAUGAUCAAAAUAACAAUAAAUAAAAAAUUGAAAUAAAAUCAAAUGAAGAAUAAAGUCAAAUAAAAUAACAAAAUGUAGAAAUUGAAGGAGAUUCUGAUUCUAUUCCUGAUAAGAACUCAAAAAGAAAAUGCAGUUCUCAUACAAUAAAUCCUUAAAUUAACAGUUAAUUGCAGGAUUGA